AAAUUUAUUAUAUCAAUAAAUUCUUAAACACAUCCGAAAUUACUAAAACAAUAAUUUCGCGACGCGUGGCCGAGCAUUAUGAAACGGAAAGAAACUGGGUCAAAACCAACUCAAAUCUUUCACAAUGGCGGAGAAUUUUGAAAGGGCUGCCAAUGCUCGCAAGAAGAAACUCCCUUCCAUGGAUUGUCUUAUUAGGCAAGGUAAUGAUAUUUUAGAAAAGCGAAAAAAGAGAAGAAAGCCUAUUCAUUAUGAGUAUAGCACGGAUCCAAAAACUGGCCAACGGAGUUGCAAAAAUACUUACAAUCCAAAGUAUUAUAAUCGCGAUGAUACCGCCUCUAGUUCAAGAUCAAAAAACUUAGAGGAACACAGCGAUAAUAUUUUCCAAGAACAAGAACCACCAGAAGUAAGUUUAUUGGAUCGUGAAUCAGAUAUGGAUGUAACGACAAACGCUGUAGAGGAUGUGACAAUGAAUGAUAUCCUUGAAGAAGCAAAAGGAUUAUUAUGUAACUGGAAAUGUGGUGGUCAGCAAAAGAAACGAACCUGGCAUGAAAGACAAAAUUCCCUUUAUGAAAGCUGGGAGGAAGUCAGAAGUAGUUUAAUCGAAGUUUUGCUGCAAACUAAAUUUUCCAUUGGCAUUUUUGAUGAAUUGUUAUGCGAAAGCUGUAAAGAUGCCAUGGCAGUUAUUGGAUGUCAAGACUGCAUUUCACAUAGAUAUGUCUGUGGGGAUUGUGAUGAGGAGAACCAUAAGAACCAUCCAUUUCAUGAUCGAGAUGCAAUUUUGAAUGGUUUUCAUGAACCUAUUCCUCCAACAGCCUCAAUUAACAGCAAACUGGAAUGUUGGUGUGAGAUAAUGUUUUCCCUUGAACGGUCCCUUCCAUUUGGUGAUGUUAUUUGUCCCACAUGCCUAUUUCCUUGCAAUAUUUUAUAUGAUGAGAAGGGUAUGGGUUGCAUUGCUGUAACAUUGAAAGGUAGAUUCGACAUUAGUCACACAAAAUAUGAAUGUAAACAAUGUGACAAUGUUAUUUCAUCAACAAGUCCCCAUGUUUUAAUACAGCUGGGGUUUUGGCCUGGAACUAUUCGUGACAUGACAUAUGUAUUUCACCAAGAUCUCUUUCAUUUCUGGGAUAAUUUACAGAAGAUUGUUCCUGGAAUUUCUCAAAAUAGUUUUGUGAAAUCACUAGAAAUGUUUUCGAUACAAAAAGGGCGGAUGGGAACAAUUAACAGCAAAACAUUUGGUAGCUCUUUUCGUGAAUGGAAAUAUUGCCAAUAUGAAUUGAACAAACUACGGCAUAUUAACUGGAUGGAGUGCCCUGCAUGUGAACAGCAGACACUCCGUUCACAUGGAUGGUAA
Messenger RNA from Dendronephthya gigantea, 1351 nucleotides. RefSeq lists its product as uncharacterized. The record is from RefSeq and is a predicted model, not a curated record. The transcript has 7 exons. NCBI's taxonomy places the organism in Eukaryota, Metazoa, Cnidaria, Anthozoa, Malacalcyonacea, Nephtheidae. Bases 125 to 1351 code for a protein of 408 amino acids.